AUGACACUGAAUAGGAAAUGUGUUGUAAUACAUAAUGGAUCACACAGAACGGUGGCCGGCUUUAGUAACGUGGAGUUGCCGCAAUGCAUUAUACCUUCUAGUUAUGUUAAAAGGAUGGACAAUGCGGGGGAAGCUCAGUUUAUAUUUGGGACCUACGACAUGAUAGAUGCUGCAGCAGAGAAACACAACGGUGACGAAGUGUAUACCUUGAUAGAUGGCCAAGGGUUGCCGUACAAUUGGGAAGCAUUGGAGUUGCAAUGGAGGUAUCUGUACGAUACUCAAUUGAAGGUCUCGCCUGAGGAACUGCCAUUAGUGAUUACCAUGCCCGCUACCAAUGGAAAGCCGGACAUGGGCAUAUUGGAACGUUAUUAUGAACUAGCGUUCGACAAAUUGAAGGUGCCAGUAUUCCAAAUUGUGAUUGAGCCACUGGCGAUUGCCUUAUCUAUGGGCAAGAGCUCCGCAUUCGUGAUUGACAUGGGUGCAUCAGGUUGCAAUGUGACUCCAAUUAUUGACGGUAUUGUAGUAAAAAAUGCCGUAGUAAGAUCUAAAUUUGGCGGUGAUUUCUUGGAUUUCCAAGUGCACGAAAGGCUAGCGCCUCUGAUUAAAGAGGAGAACGACAUGGAAAACAUGGCUGACGAAGAAAAAAGGUCCACUGACGUUUGGUACGACGCCAGCACGUGGAUUCAACAGUUCAAGUCUACCAUGUUGCAAGUAAGCGAAAAGGAUUUGAUUGAAUUGGAACGGUAUUACAAGGAGCAAGCAGAUAUAUAUGCCAAGCAACAGGAACAGCUGAAACAAAUGGAUCAGCAACUCCAAUACACGGCACUAACAGGGAGUCCCAACAAUCCAUUGCUGCAAAAGAAAAAUUUUCUAUUUAAACCAUUAAACAGAACAUUAACCAUGGACCUCAAGGAUUGCUAUGAGUUCGCAGAGUAUCUUUUUAAACCUCAACUGAUAUCAGACAAGUUCUCACCAGAGGACGGAUUAGGACCGCUAAUGGCGAAAUCGGUCAAAAAGGCCGGCGCUAGUAUAAACUCGAUGAAGGCCAACACCUCAACCAAUCCGAACGGAUUGGGCACAAGCCAUAUAAACACCAAUGCUGGUGAUAACAGUACUGCCAGCAGCAGCAACAUAUCGCCAGAACAAGUGUAUUCGCUACUAUUGACGAAUGUCAUCAUCACAGGAUCCACCUCUUUGAUUGAAGGCAUGGAACAACGCAUUAUAAAAGAGUUGUCCAUCAGAUUCCCGCAAUACAAGUUGACAACUUUUGCUAAUCAAGUCAUGAUGGAUCGUAAGAUCCAAGGAUGGCUUGGUGCCGUUACAAUGGCCAACCUACCAUCAUGGAACCUGGGGAAAUGGUACUCUAAGGAAGACUACGAAACGCUAAAAAGGGACAGAAAGCAAUCGCAAUCUACGAACGCGACAAACUAG
Messenger RNA from Saccharomyces mikatae IFO 1815, 1431 nucleotides. It is a transcript of the gene ARP7, whose product is annotated as Arp7p. The record is from RefSeq and is a predicted model, not a curated record. The transcript has a single exon. Gene Ontology annotation, molecular function: chromatin binding. Gene Ontology annotation, biological process: regulation of transcription by RNA polymerase II. Gene Ontology annotation, cellular component: SWI/SNF complex; NuA4 histone acetyltransferase complex. NCBI's taxonomy places the organism in Eukaryota, Fungi, Ascomycota, Saccharomycetes, Saccharomycetales, Saccharomycetaceae. Bases 1 to 1431 code for a protein of 476 amino acids.